Molecule: messenger RNA, 336 nt
Organism: Capsicum annuum
Lineage: Eukaryota; Viridiplantae; Streptophyta; Magnoliopsida; Solanales; Solanaceae
Product: craniofacial development protein 2-like
Exons: 1
Coding region: 1-336 (111 amino acids)
Biological process (GO): chromatin remodeling
Cellular component (GO): nucleus
Source: RefSeq, a predicted model, not a curated record
AUGAAGAUUAAGCUAGUCAUAGGGGGUUAUACAUUGCAUGUGUGUAGUGUGUAUUCACCACAGGUGGGUUUGGAAGAGGAGGUGAAAGUGAGAUUUUGGGAGGAUUUAGAUGAGGUGGUGAGAAACAUGCCUAGGUCAGAGAAGAUUGUCAUAGCAGGGGACUUUAAUGGCUACAUUAGGGUAUUACCGGGUGGCUACGAUGAUGUGCAUGGAGGUUUUGGUUUCAGUGGUAGGAAUAGUGAGGGAGCUACUCUAUUGGAUUUUGCGAGGGCUUUUGGGCUGGUGAUAGUGAAUUUGAGUUUUCUGAAGAAGGAGGAUUACUUGAUUACCUUUUGA